This is a messenger RNA of Helianthus annuus (common sunflower), 1829 nucleotides long. RefSeq names its product tryptophan decarboxylase TDC2. The record is from RefSeq and is a predicted model, not a curated record. Gene Ontology annotation, biological process: amino acid metabolic process. Gene Ontology annotation, molecular function: carboxy-lyase activity; pyridoxal phosphate binding. The transcript has a single exon. The coding region runs from base 74 to 1591 and encodes 505 amino acids. NCBI's taxonomy places the organism in Eukaryota, Viridiplantae, Streptophyta, Magnoliopsida, Asterales, Asteraceae.
AUUGCUUCCCAAAACUUUGACACCCACAAUUGUUUCAUACAUUUAUUCCACAACCAUUUUCUUGUUCGACAAAAUGGGAAGCCCCCUUUCCGAGUUUAUUUCAUCCUCAGAACCAUUUUCAUAUUCUAAAGAGUUCAAGCCUAUGAACCCUGAAGAGUUUCGCGACAAAGCCCAUAAAGCGGUCGAUUUCAUCACUGAUUACUACAAAAAUGUUGAAACCUUCCCGGUUCUAAGCCAAGUUCAGCCCGGUUACCUUAAAAAUCUGCUACCAGAAACCCCGCCCAACACCCCUGAAUCAUUUGACACUAUCCUAAGAGAUGUACAAAACGUUAUUAUCCCUGGUAUGACACAUUGGCAGAGUCCAAACUUCUUUGCAUAUUUUCCUGCUACCAUAAGUUCAGCUGCGUUUGUUGGCGAAAUGCUAUGCACUUGUUUUAAUGCGGUUGGGUUCAAUUGGAUCGCUUCGCCUGCUGCGACCGAGCUUGAGAUGGUGGUGAUGGAUUGGCUUGCUACUAUGCUUCACCUUCCGAAAAGCUUCAUGUUCUCUGGUUCUGGAGGUGGGGUUUUGCAAUCCACCACAAGCGAGUCGAUUUUGUGCACCCUUGUUGCGGCAAGAGAUCGUGUGCUUAAUGAAAUUGGAGUUGAACAUGUUUGGAAGUUAGUCGUGUAUGGGUCUGAUCAAACUCACUCUACAUACAAGAAAGCAUGCAAGCUUGCUGGUAUUGAUCCACGAAACAUACGGUCUAUAUCGACACGAGUGGAGGACGAGUUUUCUCUUUCUCCUAUCGCCCUUCGAGAGGUUAUAGAAGCUGACCUCAAAGAAGGGUUGGUCCCUGUUUAUCUGUGUGUUACAACGGGGACCACUUCCACGACUGCAGUGGACCCCAUUAAAGAACUUGCUGAGGUGGCAAGCAAGUAUCAUAUAUGGGUCCACGUGGACGCGGCUUACGGUGGAAGUGCAUGCAUAUGUCCCGAAUAUCGACAUUUUCUGAAGGGAAUUGAGAAGGUCGACUCACUGAGUUUGAGCCCACAUAAGUGGCUACUCAGUUACUUGGACUGUUGUUGCCUGUGGAUAAAAAGCCCUAAAUUGUUUGUUGACGCGCUGAGCACCAAUCCCGAGUACUUGAGAAACAAACAUAGUGAGUCCGACUCGGUUGUGAGUUACAAAGAUUGGCAAGUUGGGACGGGCCGAAGGUUCAAGUCUUUACGUUUAUGGUUCAUCAUACGUAGUUAUGGUGUUGAAAACCUACAAAAUCACAUUCGGGCAGACAUCCAAAUGGCAAUAACGUUUGAGAAGCUUGUAAGAUCAGAUGUAAAGUUCGAGAUCGUUGUUCCACGAAGGUUUUCCUUGGUAUGUUUCCGGUUAAAACAAUUAAAUGGGUUCGACUCCAACUGCACUGAGUUUGUAAACAAAAUGCUACUUGAGCGAGUCAACUCGACAGGCCAAGUUUACUUGACUCACACGGUGGUUGGUGGGAUUUAUAUGUUGAGGUUUGCAGUUGGAGCCACACUCACAGAAGAACGCCAUGUGAUAAGUGCUUGGGAGUUAAUAAAGGAGAUGGCUAAUACCAUGGUGAAAGUUGAUAGUUAGAAGUAUCGUGACAAUCUUGCUUUGACGUAAUAAAAAGUUUAUUAAUUUGAAUAGUUUCUUUUUUAAUUGAAAAUAAAGAUCCAUUGAGAAUAGCCCAAUGGUGUUGAUGAGCUAGAUAAGGUAUAGAAUAGUAGGAGGUCAUGGGUUCAAUCCCCAUGGUAUGUAACUUUAGCCAUUAAAAAAAUUGAAAAUAAAGAGUGCCACGUUGUAUUGGAACGCAUUCGAUUGUUUGUUUGAA